UUUAAUCCUGUGACGGGUGCAACAACAAAACCCUCCAGUGCGUCACAUGGAGUUGUUACCUCAACACCUUCUAUACAGACUACAACAGAAUUUACCACAGUUAAAACAUCCCUUGAGCCAGUCACAGCUACUUUACCUGUGAUAACACUGACAACACCAAAGGUAACAGGGGAGUCUACAACCAUUUUCAGCACAGCAUAUACAACAUUGAUUGGUCCCAUUACAAAGACUCUCGCUAACAUUACUGGCACAACACCACAAACAACAACAGAGACAAUUAAAGAGACAACUACAACCUCGGAACCACUGACAACAACACCCACUACUGUAACCACAACAACUACUAAACCACCAAGAGUUGAGACAACUUUGGGGACAACAACAACAGGUUUCACAACAGUUUCAACAACUUUGGAGACAUCUAUUGCUCCACUGACUCAAACACUGCCACACAUCACCGGAACAUUACCUCCAACAACAUCGGGACCUUGUUCCUGCAUAGUAAAUGGAACCAGUUAUCUUCCAGGGUCCAGUGUGUACAAUGUGACUGAUGGAAUGGGAUGGUGCUACAUAGCUUACUGCAAUGGAACAUGUAAUGUGGUAAAGGAGUCAAAACCUUGUGGCUCUACUCCAUCUCCCACCACUAUUUCAUCCACCACUGUUGUAAGGACCACAGUGAGCCCAACAACAACUGUUUACACAACAUAUUCCUCCUCAAUAUCUGCUUCAACAACCACUCCUGCAACCACCACGUUUGAGCCAGAUUGCAACACACUUGUGCCACCAAGAAAGAACGGUGAAUCUUGGCAGAUGAAUAGUUGCACAAAUGCAACAUGUGAAAAUGGAAAGGUUGUGUAUACAUCAGUUCAGUGCAAACCAAUUGUAAAACCAAACUGCGAAAAUGGCAGAAAUCCUGUGGAAAUAUUUGAGGAAAACGGAUGCUGCUCCACAUAUGAAUGCGAAUGCUCUUGUAAUGGAUGGGGAGGCUCUCACUAUGUGACAUUUGACGGGCAAGACUACGAUAUUCGGGAAAAUUGUUCUUAUGUUUUGGUCCAAGAAAUCACACCUAACUACAACAACUUCAAGGUCGUCAUAGACUACCAUGACUGUGGCAGUGGCAGCUCAUUUUGUCCACAAUCCUUGACAAUAUAUUACAAAUCUUAUGAGGUUGUCCUUACACAGACGUUAACUGCAAAUGGAGUCCUCAAUAUGGUUAUUGUUAACCAAAAGCGUGUCUACCCCGCUUUCAAAAAUGGAGAUUUCAUCAUCACAAGCACAGGCUUGGAGACUGUGCUAGCAAUCCCAUUGAUUGAGGCUCAGGUGACCUACACCGGAUCCUCCUUUGGCAUAGACCUGCCCUUCUCUCUUUUCAAAAACAAUACCGAGGGACAGUGUGGUACCUGUGAUAACUCAAAAGAGAAUGAUUGCCGUUCACCUGAUGGCCAAGUUACAGCUUGCUCUGUGACAGCUCACUCCUGGCUAGUCCCCGGUGAGACUUGCGAAAUAACCCCAACCCCUAUCCCAACAUUACCACCUAAGACCACUGCUCCAGUUUGCAAGCCCUCCAUCUGUGAGAUCAUAAACAGUGUAAUAUUUGAGGCAUGCCGGAAGGUGGUUCCUUCAGGGGCGUAUGUGGAAGGCUGCAAAUCUGAUGUGUGUACCAAAACAACAUCUGGCUGUGCCAGUCUACAGGGAUAUGCCUCUGCUUGUGCCCAAGCUGGAGUGUGUGUGGACUGGAGAGACUCUACCAAUGGCGAGUGUGCAUAUAAAUGCCCAGCAACAAAGGUGUACACGGCUUGCGGCCCAUCUGUGGAGCCAACCUGCAACUCCAACUACAACAUCAAGUACAUGGACCUCAUAAGCAGUAACAGUACUGACAUGAAGGAGGGUUGCUCCUGUCCAGUAGGGACAACGCUGUUCAGCACUUACUCUGAUGUCUGUGUCACCUCUUGUGAAUGUACCGGCCCUGAUGGCAACCCUAAAAAGGUAAACGAGACUUGGCAGACUGACUGCAAACAAUGCACAUGUGAGCCUGACACACUGAGCGUCCAAUGUGAGCCAGUCUCAUGUCCUCCGCCAAUCACUGUCACUUGUGACCAGCCUGGGUAUGAAAUUGUCAACAAGACUGAUGGCUGCUGCCAAAGCCAAACGUGUGUGCCCAAAGCUGUCUGUGUACGCGACAACAAAGAGUACCAGCCUGGUGCAGCUGUUCCCACCAACAAUUCCUGUGAGUCCUGUACCUGUGGCUCAACAGUGGACCCCAACACUCAGCUCCAUGCCGUCAAAUGUUAUCCUCUUCUCUGCUUUGUAAACUGUCCGGAGACCCAUGUAUACCAGCCAGUUCCCGGAGAGUGUUGUGGCACAUGCGUACCAAGCAGCUGUGUGGUUAAACUCCCAGAUAACACUACACACAGCAUCCCAGUUAACGAGACAUGGUCGCCUACUUAUGACAAAUGUAUAACCUACAAAUGCGAAAAUCAUGAUGGAUCACUUGAGGCUGUGAAAUCCACCAAGGUGUGCCCUUCGUUCAACCCAGACAACUGUGUCCCAGGAACAGAGACAACAGAUGCAGAUGGCUGCUGCAAGACCUGUACCCUGCGCAGUACCUGUAAUGUUCAGACGAACAGUACCAAACUGACCUACCUUGGCUGUACCACCUCAGAGAACGUAGAGCUCACCUCCUGUGCAGGCUCCUGUGGAACAUCAUCCAUAUACUCGGCACAGGCCAACGGACUGGUGCAUUCUUGCUCUUGUUGUCAGGAGGAGACUACGCAGAAGAAAGUUGUGGAGCUGAUCUGCCCUGAUGGCAAAAGAGUUCUAUACUCCUACAUCUACAUUGAGUCGUGUGCUUGCAAUGCCACAGACUGUGGUGGAAAAUCCACUUCCUCCUCAAAACUGCGUAGAAGGAGAAGAUGAAAUCCUUCUAGUGCAUUACAAAUGUGAUGUGCAGCCGGUUUUAAAGGAAAUGUUUUAAAGUGUUACUACGAGGUAGUAUAAGUGUUUAUUUUGUCUUAUCUAUUUUAGCCCCUGAAGCAUCAUGUUUCUAUAUGAAGUACCCUCUACGUUUGUCUCUUGCCUUUUCUUUAUCAAUAAACUUAUUGCAACUCAAAAGCAA
Alosa alosa (allis shad) is the source of this 3115-nucleotide messenger RNA. RefSeq names its product intestinal mucin-like protein. The transcript is spliced from 18 exons. Lineage: Eukaryota; Metazoa; Chordata; Actinopteri; Clupeiformes; Clupeidae. The record is from RefSeq and is a predicted model, not a curated record. Gene Ontology annotation, cellular component: extracellular matrix. Bases 556 to 2916 code for a protein of 786 amino acids. Gene Ontology annotation, molecular function: protein binding.